UUUUUAUUUUUGAUUAUUGCCCCCUCUAAAGUCCUACCUUCUAUCAUGGCUUUCACUGCAAUCUCCCAUGUGGAAUCUCGACAAACAGAAUAGGGAUUAGAUUUAUAUUUUGAAUUAAGUUGAUGUUGGUUAUGCUUUCAAUCUUCUACAAAUAGAUACCGUAGCACAUUCCUACCCAAACACUUUUCUUCCUAUUCAUUAAUCAAAUUCCUCUAUCUCAAUCUCUUAAUCUCUAAUUAAUCUGUUCAAUAUCCAUUUAUAAUGGCGUUAGAGGGUACUCUUAUUGAUGGUGCACUGAAGAAACUGGUCACUGUAGUUGCAAGUGAGAUUAGUCUGGCUUGGGGUGUCAUGGAAGAGCUGAAAAGGCUUGAACACACAUUGGAGGUUAUUGCGGCUAAAACAUCUGAUGCAGAGAGGCAGCAGGUGAACGAUGCUGCCGUUAAACUUUGGUUAAAAAAGCUCAAACAAGUAACUUAUGAUGCUGAUGAUGUUCUGGAUGAAUUUGCAUACGAAGCUAUGCAUCGAUAUCAUAAGAACAGUAAGGUAAAAGUUUUCUUUUCAUCCUCCAAUCAAGUUGCCUUUCGUUUCAAAAUGGCUCGUAAAAUCAAAGAUAUCAAUAUACAGUUAAAUCAAAUAGCAACUGAUAUGGGAAGAUUUCAGUUUCAAACAAUUAUUAUUGCUAAGACUAGUGGAUACGAGCAACAUAAUAAGCGGUUAACGACUUCAUUCUUUGGAGAUGUUUCAAAAUUUGUAGGACGAAAAGAAGAUAAAUCAAAGAUAGUAAGGAUGUUAACAACGACGAGCAUAUCGUCGUCAACAUCAUUACAAUCAUCUUCUGUAAUAUCUAACAUACAUGAAAAAGUCUCCGUCAUAUCCAUUGUGGGUAUGGGGGGAGUCGGAAAGACCAGUCUAGCACAAUCUAUCUACAAUGACAAAUCAGUAGACAACCAGUUUGCCAAAAAAAUGUGGGUCUGUAUUUCUGAUGACUUUGAUAUGUUUAAAAUUUUAAGAAACAUUAUAGAGUCUUUCACUGAUGCUAAAUGCGAUGAUUUCUCAAAUUUUGAUGUUUUAGGAAAAAAAGUUAGAGAACAAUUAGAAGGAAAAAAAUAUUUGCUAGUUCUAGAUGACUUGUGGAAUAAGGACCACAUAAAAUGGGAAAGCCUUAAGGGUGUCCUAGACUGCGGCUCUGUUGGCAGCAAAAUUAUAGUCACUACACGCUGUCUAAAAGUGGCAUCGGUGGUGCAAGGUUCUAUUCCUCCUUACAAACUAGGUGUAUUAUCUGAAGCAGAGUGUUGGGCUAUUAUUGAGAAAAAAGCUUUUUCUGCUGGUGGAGCUUCUAAGACUUCAACUAUGGAAACUUUAGGAAAGGAGAUAGCAAAAAAAUGUGGAGGUCUGCCGCUUGCUGCAAACUUUUUUGGUAGUCUUAUGCAUUCACAGAGGGAUGAGAGGGAUUGGUUAUCAUUCAAAGACAACAAAAGCUUAGAAACACAAGAAAACUCUAGUGGCGGCGGGAUCAUACCAAUAUUGAAACUGAGUUAUGAUAGUUUACCAUCCCAUCUGAAACAAUGUUUCUCAUACUGUUGUUUAUUUCCCAAAGAUUGGGAAUUCCGUAGAGAAAGAUUGAUUCAGUUGUGGAUCGCUGAAGGAUUUAUUCAUCCACCAACUAGUGGAGGAAAUAGAAACUCGCUCGAAGAUAUUGGCAAUGAUUACUUCCUUAGUUUGUUAUCCAGCUCUUUCUUUCAAGAUGUAAAAAGGGAUGUCUACCUAGGUGAUAUUGAAACGUUUAAAAUGCAUGACUUAGUGCAUGAUCUUGCGUUAAGCGUUUUUAGCAGUUAUGAAGUCAUGAUUCUGAAUAAAAGUGAAAUGGAAAAUGAUUUGUCUCAAAUUCGUCGGCUACAAUUAAUUACGGAAGGAAUGCCAGAAACACAUUUUGAUGCAUUGAGCAAUGCAAGAAAAUUGCGGACAAUUUUGUUUCAAGAGGAAGCUUUUGUUUUUCCUAGUCCACAAAAUAACAAGCGUCUUCGUGUAGUACAUCAGCUAGUUGGUGGUCUGAAAAAUCUGCCUUCCAGUUUAAAGUUUAAACACAUGAGGUUCCUUGACCUUAGAUUUUGUAAUCUUAAAGAUGUUCAUGCUGCUGAGUCCAUUCAUCAACUCUACAAUCUCCAAACUCUCAACCUUUCUUUUUCCAUGAAUGUUCGAAACAUUCUCAACGAAGGAAUUGGUUCUUUGACUAAUUUGCGACAUCUAUAUCUCUCUUCUUCAGACGCCAACCUUCUUCCUGAUUCUAUUACGUUGCUCACCAAUUUGCAAACUUUAGACAUCGAUUUUUGUGGUAUAACUCUCUUACCCAUAAAUAUUGAUCAUCUCCACAAUCUAUCUACCCUUAAUGUUUCAUCUACAGAAAUCUCAAAGUUACCCGAUUCAAUCUCUUUCCUCUGUAAUUUAAGGGAGUUCUCCUUCACCGGUUGCGAUCAAUUACAAUCACUACCUCGUAACUUUGGAUCUUUGACGCAACUAAGGUCACUUAAUAUGUUUGGUACUAAUAUUACAGAAUUGCCAGAAUCUUUGACCAGUAACAUUUGUAAAUUAGAGUGUGUGCGAUUAGAUGAAAUGUGUAAGUUUCCCGAAGACAUUAAGAACUGGGUGGAAUUGAGAAGUCUGGAAUACUGCGGUAUCGGUAAGAUAGAUGGUAUAAUAAUGCCUAGUGGUAUGGAAAAGCUAACUCGCCUAGAAGUAUUAGAGCCUUACAUGGUGAGAAAUAAAGAUGAUGUCUCCAAUAUCCACCAAUUAGCAAAUCUAAACUCCCUUCGGAAGUUAGUGAUUGGAAGUCUAGAGAACGUGACAGGUGGUAAAAUAGAGGCGAAAAGGGCAAAAUUAAAUGACAAGCAAAACCUUCAACAUUUGAAUCUACUAUGGAAAUCAUGUUAUUUGGAAAGCGGAUGGAUGUUUGCAGAAAAAGAAGAAGAAGAAGAAGAAGAAGAAGAAGAAGAAGAAGCAGCGGUUGUUAAUAAUUAUGCUACGGUACUGGAAGGUCUCCAACCUCACCCUAAUUUGGAGGAAUUGUCUAUCGUGGGUUUUCCUGGAUUAAAGACUCCAAAGUGGAUGGGAUCAUCUUCUUGUCUUCCUAACUUAGUGCAAUUAAUUAUCAUCAAAUGCAAGAGUUGUACAAGAUUAAUAGGCCUGGGUCAACUCCCGUGUCUUCAGAAUCUUAAGAUAAAAAGAAUGGAUUCAGUCAAGUGUUUAGGUGAAGAGUUUUAUUACCAGCAAGAAGAAGAAGCAAAUGAUGGUUAUGCAAAUUCCACAACAGCAACAACAGUGUUAUUCCCUUCGCUAACUAGCUUGUGCAUUGAUGAUUUGAGAAAUUUAGAAGAAUGGGUUGCACCUGAUAAUUCCUUCCCUUGCCUUGAGAAAGUAUUUAUCAACAAGUGUGGUAAUUUGAUGUCGUUACCAAAUUUACAAUUAUGGACUUCUUCUCUCACGGCAUUAACCAUAAGUGAAUGCGAAAAAUUGGGAAAGGAGCAUUUGGCGUAUUAUUUCAACAAAUUCCUCCCAUCGGUUCGAUACACACACAACUACUAGAUCAACAAAUUCCGUUUUCCCUUCCGAAAUUUAUAGAAGAAGAACAAAUAUUAUUCUAAUAUCAAAGACGUGAAUCAGGAGGAAGAGGAUGCGAGUAACUCAUUUCUAAGAAAAAUUGGAUCAGUCUAGUUUAUUGUUUUCUCUUCCAACUUGAAGAAGAAUCAAAUUGUAAAUUUCAGUUUUGUAUUGUGCCUUAUGAGAAUAUGAUUUUCGUUA
This is a messenger RNA of Papaver somniferum (opium poppy), 3795 nucleotides long. RefSeq names its product putative disease resistance protein RGA3. Gene Ontology annotation, biological process: defense response to other organism. The coding region runs from base 262 to 3579 and encodes 1105 amino acids. Lineage: Eukaryota; Viridiplantae; Streptophyta; Magnoliopsida; Ranunculales; Papaveraceae. Gene Ontology annotation, molecular function: ADP binding. The record is from RefSeq and is a predicted model, not a curated record. The transcript has 2 exons.